UUUCUACUUUUGUAGGCGGGGAAGUUCACAAUCUUUGAUUCUUUUCUCGAUUAACCCUUUUCUAUCCUUGGCUUAGUAAUUGUCUCUUUCCGGGUACUGAAGAACUGUGAAAAAUUGCUGCCCAGCAAAAUAUCAACACUCCAAAGUCACCGCUUGCCAUUUCAUGAUUUCAACCACCAACAUGUUGCCAACAGCCUGAGAGUCGGAAAUGUAUUGCGGAGAACAAACAAGAAAUACCUGGUCCCUUCUCAGUAAUAUUUCUCCGUCAUAAAUAGUGUAAACAAAUUUCUUCGUAUCGCCGGCGUUAGGGUUUUUCUUAUCGGAACAGCUCAAGAAUUUCCGGACGGGCGGUUCGCGCACCUGGGACGACGUAGAAGCAUAACCUGCGAGACGGAAUAGGUGUUUAUUCAGUAAGACGCUGCUGGCCUGGCAACUGGCAUGGUGUUUGAAACCUAAUUAGCUGCUGCAAAUAACAGAAGAAUCGGGCUAUUUAAAUUAAGACCAAAGCAAAGCUUCACUCAUGGCGGCUGAUUCUACAACUGAUGAUACCAGUGAAAACCAACAGUCUGGGGUGAAUGCUAUUGGUGCCUCUAAUAAGAGUAAUGAUGACAUAGGUUUGAACCAGCCUCCUCAGGUUAAUUUGACGGAUUUUCCUCAAUCCCAUGACAUACAAAAUGCGGAGGAAGUUAUAAAGGAGGAAGUCUUACUUCCAUGCGACCGUGGUGACAAUUCAGCUGAAAUCUUGGAGCAGGAACUAGGCAAACCUGAUAUCCAGAGUGUUGACGUCCAAAGCAAGGACCCAGCUGACCUUAUUGAGGAAAAUGAUGGUGUGCAUUCUCCUGGUGCUGCACGUGGCCCACUCCCAUGUGAUACUGAAACAAUUGACUUUGAAGGUCAGAGUCAGAAGAUUGAGGGAAAAGUUCUGGAUGGCCCCAACCAGGAUCAGAAUUCAGCGAUCCUGGACGAGAGACCUUUGGAGUUAGAAAUCAAACACGAGAAGGCUCAACAACAGAAAGAUGGGUUUACUGGUGCCGAGUCAUCAAUUACAACUGGGACCAAGGAGAUGGACAUGGAAAAGAGUUUGACAUGUGUACGGUCAUCUUCAGCGGUUGAACCUGAGGAAGCAAAGUUGAUCACUGGUUUGGAGUUGGUAACGGACGAUGAAACAACCAAGGGAUUUGGUAGUGCCUCAGCAGAGAUGGAGGUUGAACUGAACAAUGAGGUUGAGGGAGAAUUUGAAAAUCCACCCAAUGUACAACCUGACACUGAUAUGAAAACAGCUUCUAAUAUGCUUCUGCCAGAUAGAAAUGCUUUCCUUGGGAAUGAGUCAGAAACAGAGGAAAAUCAAGCAGCCUUUAUGAAAGAGUUGGAAGCUUUCCACAAAGAGAGGUUCUUGGAAUUCAAGCCACCAAAGUUCUAUGGAGAGCCAUUGAAUUGCCUCAAAUUAUGGAGAGCUGUAAUCAAACUUGGCGGCUAUGAACAGGUGACUGCUUGCAAGCUGUGGCGGCAAGUUGGAGAAUCUUUUAAUCCUCCAAAGACCUGUACGACAGUUUCCUGGACAUUUCGAGGUUUCUAUGAGAAGGCACUACUGGAGUAUGAAAAGCACAAAAUGCGCUGUGGUGAACUUCCUUUUACUGAUGCUUCCUUUGUAGAACCAUCCGGCGCUGGCAAUCAGGCAGGUACUAGUCAAUCAUCAGGAUCAGGAAGAGCAAGAAGGGAUGCUGCAGCUCGUGCUAUGCAGGGUUGGCACAGUCAGCGUCUCCUUGGCAAUGGAGAGGUUGGAGAUCCGAUUAUCAAGGACAAAAAUUUGGUUUCAACACCAAAGCGUGAAAAGCAGCUGAAAAGCGUUGGUCUGCUAAAACGUAAAAAGGCGUCUCCUGUUGAUCAUCCUCUCCAUGGUGCAAGCAUGAAAGUAUCAAAACCACAACUGGAUACGAUGGUGGUAGAUAUUGGUAACCCGGCCGACUGGGUGAAGAUUAAUGUACAGAGAACAAAAGACUGCUUUGAAGUAUAUGCUUUAGUUCCUGGGCUUUUGCGCGAGGAGGUGCGGGUGCAAUCUGAUCCUGCAGGCCGCUUAGUUAUAUCUGGUCAGCCAGAACAGCUGGAUAAUCCUUGGGGAGUCACUCCAUUCAAAAAGGUAGUCAGCUUACCAUCCAGGAUAGAUCCUCAUCAGACAUCUGCUGUGGUUACCUUACAUGGCCAGUUGUUUGUGCGAGUACCAUUUGAGCAGUCAGACACCUAGAAUGUGGAAAAGGUACAUUGAGCUCCAUUUGCUCUGUCUGGUUAUCUGAAGACAGAGAGAGAAGGAGAGAUUGUUGGGGGAAAUGGAGCUACGGAUGUCAAAUUUGCAAUGAAAGUUUGACUUUGUACUGCAAGCUCACAAUGAAGCUUAAAGUUUUUUUUUUUUUUUUUGUCUUAAGAAAAAAGAAAACACUUACUGCUGUUUAACGUAAGCUUUGCGGCUGAAUUAUCUUUUGUGUAGAUACUAUCUACUUACUGUAGGUUCAGUAUGCUUAACUUUUCCGACCCUUCUCUUUGCUGUCCGGUUCAUGUGGUUCCUUUAGUUGGACCUGUACAUUUUCGUUGCCAAACAUACAUGCUUGCUAUCAUUUUUCUUUGAA
This is a messenger RNA of Coffea eugenioides, 2621 nucleotides long. RefSeq names its product AT-rich interactive domain-containing protein 6-like. Gene Ontology annotation, cellular component: nucleus. The record is from RefSeq and is a predicted model, not a curated record. The coding region runs from base 521 to 2242 and encodes 573 amino acids. Gene Ontology annotation, molecular function: DNA binding. The transcript is spliced from 14 exons. Gene Ontology annotation, biological process: regulation of transcription by RNA polymerase II. NCBI's taxonomy places the organism in Eukaryota, Viridiplantae, Streptophyta, Magnoliopsida, Gentianales, Rubiaceae.